Humulus lupulus (European hop) is the source of this 1152-nucleotide messenger RNA. Its product is annotated as protein FAR1-RELATED SEQUENCE 5-like. The transcript is spliced from 2 exons. NCBI's taxonomy places the organism in Eukaryota, Viridiplantae, Streptophyta, Magnoliopsida, Rosales, Cannabaceae. The record is from RefSeq and is a predicted model, not a curated record. Bases 1 to 1152 code for a protein of 383 amino acids.
AUGGACAUUUCAGCAGGGUUUUCUUUCGAAAAUUUCAACAAAAUUUUGGAACGUCUUGGUAUCGUCAAGGAUCUAGCUGAAAUAACUCGACAAGAAUUAGUUGGCAAAACAUUUGAUGAUGUUGGGGCUGCUGAAAACUUUUUCACAACCUACGCAAGAAUAAUGGGAUUUGGUGUUCGAAAGGGGACAAGAAGAACCAGCAGGGAUGGUGAUCUAACGAUACGAAGUUGGGUUUGCUCAUGCGAAGGUCGUAGGGACGAGAAAUGGUGUAAAAUGCAGCCAAGGAGACGUGAGCCUAAGGCAGUUACUAGGAUGGAUUGCAAAGUGGUUUUAUGUGUUAACAAAGUAAAAGCAACUAGAAAAUGGAUAGUGAAUAAGUUUGUUCAUAAUCAUUCCCAUCCUUUACUAUCACAGAACCAUAUAGCAUUCUUAAGAUCCCACAGGAAGGUACCAGAUGGGACCUUAGAACAAGCAAGAUGUAUGAGGAAAUCAGGUAUUCAAACUUGUAAAAUUAUGUCAUUCAUGGCUCUACAACAUGGUGGUUAUGACAAACUCCCUUUUUUACUUAAAGACCUUUACAACAAGUUCACUGAAGACAAUAAAGUGGAAUUGGCUGAGUUAGAUGCUUCUAAAGCUAUUGGAUACCUAGAGCAUAAAUCUGAUAAUGAUGACCAAUUGUUUUGUAAGUACACUUUCGACCAAGAAAAAAGGCUAGAGUCAAUGAUAUGGGCAGACGGGAAGUGUAGGAAAGACUAUGAAAAAUUUGGCCACGCAUUAUUACCGAAAAUCUCGGUUAACACCAACCAAUAUGGAAAAUCGUUACUAAUCUUGUUAGGAGUGAACAACCACUUCAAGACAACCAUUUUUGCUUAUGCAAUUUUGCAUAAUGAAAAUGAACAGACUUAUUUGUGGGUGCUUCAGUCUUUCUUGGAGUGCAUGAAUGAAAAAGCUCAAAAAACAGUGAUAACGGAUGGUUGUCCAGCCAUGAAUAUGGCUAUAAAUCAGUUGAUGCCAAGAACUAUUCACCGUCUUUGUAGCUGGCACAUUAGCUGGAAUGCCUCUAUAGCAGUGAAAGAUUCAAAUUUUAUCAGAGAUUUCCAUAAAUUAAUGUCAAAGUGCAUGAAGGAGACCCAAUUUGAAGCAAAAUGGUAA